AUGUUCUCUACUGACGCAUCACGAAGAGAAUCACUCCGUCCGAAACGAACACGCCCAGCUGCUGGAUCGGAGGACUCAAUCAAGCUACCUCAAGCGAAGCGGAAACGUUCAGCCCUCCGGAGAGACACAUUCGAACCCCUGACUGAAGCAAGCCUCAAUGAAGUGGCAGGACGUGAUGUGGUUGAAGAGAAAAGCAAUGGAUAUGCCGUCGCAGCUGCGCCCUCCCAAGAAUUGACCCUGCGAGGCGCGAAGAAGGCAGAGAAGAGGUCCGAAAGAGCAGCAAACACCAACGCCGGCUUGACGCUUUCAAGCAACGACUUCUACACUGUCACUCAGCUGCCGGCACUACCUGAUCUGAUCAGAAAUCAGCCAGGUAUCCCGUAUUCUUGCACCAUCUCCCCCGAGUAUGGAUACACGCUCGCGUUGACCCACACCGAUGCGAUCAUCUGGCCCUACAAUUCGAGCGCCUCUAUCCCUUCCUCGCGAGAUGUCGUCGCGUUUAAACUACCGUUUCCACAGGCGUCGACAGGAGAUCCCUUGCCACUCGGGACUUUUACAGCAAAGGCUGCUAAUGGCGAGCCCGGAAUCGUUGCAGUGUCAGCAAAAUCUGGCAAAAUUGUGUAUUGGGAGACCUUGUCUAGCGCCUCUUCUGUUAUACCUGGCCAAAGCUCAACAGUGCAAGGCUCGAUACCUGGUUUGACGAGCACCGAAGUUGUGGAAGAGCUAGUGAAUGCCGAACCCGCUGGAUUCAUCCUCUCGCUAAGCCAUGGUCGCGUGGUUCACCUAACGAUUCGUGAUCAAAUGGGCAGGCCUGGCAUCGGCGUGCAAUUUCUGCGCAAAUACCCCAGUGCGACAAGUGGCUUCUUCGGGAGUAUCAAAAAUGUAUUUGGCGCAGAUCGGCGAAAGGGUGUACCGAUCGUGAAGGCUGGCGGCUCUAGGAAGGGUCAACGCGAUGUGGUCAUUGCCACGGAAGAUGGAGUUCUGGAGUUCUGGAGCACGCACCUCCUUGUUGGCAAUUCGCUUGAGAAAUCAUUCAGCUUCAGGGAGGACGCUUUGGAGGCCCUAAGAUCAAUUCUGCCCGAUGUGACAGACUUCAAGAUCCUGGAUGUGGAGCUCUCAGCAGGGCCAAGCACGGCACUAAAUCGACGGGAUAGUCAUGGCAUCCCCAUGAUGGCCCUACUUUCCACGACCAUCGAAGGAGAGACCAAGUACUAUAUCAUCGAGAUGCUCGUCGACCAGGAGGCCAGAAUCAAGGUAGUGCACCCUGUCAGCUGCUAUUCCUCGUCAACUCCCUCCCAGAUGAUUUGGCGACCUCGGCUCUGCGUGUCCAGAAAUCAACCAGCGGCUUUCAUUCUCUUCGAGACAGCCAUCGUCCUGUUCUCGCUAGUCAAGAUCCGAGAGUCACCCUCAUCCCAACUGUUGAUGGAACGACAAGCACUCCCGGAGCCGUUUCAGGAUUGCGUCAGAUUUCGAGAGGACACUACCUAUGAAGUCCUUGGCUAUGCACUUGAAAUGUCAGAGAAGCAGUCUUCUGUCGUAUUUGGAGUGCAGGGCUUUGGCAUUGUGAAAAUGACCUCACGUCUGCGCGAUGAAGAGGAAGUUGACGUCGACGAAGCAGAUGAGAGGGAUCGAAUGAAUGCGAAAAGCAAGAUCGAGCAAGCGGUCUUUUUCGGCACCAUCAAACAAAAUCCGCUGGAUCUCAAUAAGGCAGAUCACUCAUUCUCGCGCGAAGAGAUUGAAGCAGCUGCAAUGGACAUCACAUCAGAAAUCCUCUCAUCAUCGUCCAAACACCUGCCGAAGAGUGCGCCUUCCAUCGACAUGCAGAUGCGACUACGUGCUAAAGCCCUCGAUGACCUGGCUGGGUACUUGAUGAGUCACUAUCCCUCGUCAAUCUCUCGGAAUACCCGGUUUCAAUUAUUGCUCGAAGCCGAGAAGCUAGCAGCUGCUCAAGCGAUCUGGAAGGUUCAAGAAGAAAUUCAACGAAAAUAUCCUCAAGCUGAUCGCGAAAUGCCAUACCUCGACUUUACCCUGCGGGCCUUGCACGAAACCCGGCAAAAGUACCCAGACCCAGACAAAGGAGAGAAAGACCGGGUUAGACAUUGGCUUGUGAACAGUGUUAAGAACGUUGGCCACUUGAUGUCUGAACUAGUCAGCUGUAUUCCAGAGCUCGAGCCGAUGGACGUUACAGACCCGAAAGUGGUGGCUGACUACUUGAAAGAAGCCGUGGAUUUGUGGAUUGCAUCAUAUUCUGCCGUCUUCAAGUUUCGAGAGGACAACGCAUCCCUCUAUGGACUCGGAGACGAAGUCUUCAAGGACGGUGUGCUCGUUGAGGGUUUUCCAACUGACAUCCCUCAUCCUUGGUCGUCGAGUCCAGAGCCCUUGCGGUUCAGUCAGAGGCUGAUUUAUGACAUCUGCAAGUUCGUAAACGAGUGGUGGGAGUUUACCCACGGGAGGAGCAAGAAGAAAAAGAUGCCGACGGACGACGAAGGAAAGCCAUACGAGGGUCCCAGCAAGGCCAUACUUCGGGAAUUGGCCGCUCGUCUACCAACCGAACUGGACUUGUUUUCCCGACUCGUGUUCGAAGAGUCAAUCCAAGCGAAGAUCAGACACAAAGAGCAUGAGGAAGAUCCUGAUGUUUUGAAGGACGAGAUCAAGAAUAUCGACCGCGAAGUGCAAAACAGAUUAGGGCAAGCGUUGCAAGCCAUCUCGGUGUUCAACAUGCGAGGUGCAAUUCAGCUAGGAGAAAAACUGAAAUACUACGGCGAUCUAGUCACGAUGCACCUCGAAUAUUACAAGAAACUAAUCGCUGAGGCUGCGGCUGAUCCGUCACUGGCUGAAAAGAAUCAACACGAAUUGGAAGAAAUGCGAGACCGGGCUGAGUCUUAUUAUGCCAAGUUCGGCAAAGGCUGGGCCUUUGCUGCUUAUAGUCAGAUGCUCAUUGAUGGCGAGUGUGGGAGUCUACUGCUCAAGGGCCAGGAAGAUCAGCAGAAGGAAGAAUUUCUCACAUGGUUCUUCAAGAUGGCCCCUGUCGCUCACCAACGGCUGGGCAAGCUCAGCUGGAUUCAUGAUGUGAUCUCAAACAACAAUUACCAGCGCGCAGAACAAACACUCCAAGAGGUCAUUGCUGAAGAACAAAACGAUGUCUGGAAUAAGAAGACGGAACUGGCUCUUGCCAAAUUGGUUGGCCUGGCAGCUGAUGAGUGCACCAACAACCUCCGGGACCCGAAAGCCUACGACGAUGGCUUGUCAGUGAUUGCAAUUCAAGAGCAAGUCUACAGCCACGUUAUGGCAUCUGUUGGUGCUGCGCUUGACGACAAAGCGGCGUUCGACCUAGCUCAAGACACAUUCGCCUCUCGAGUGGUAGCCAAGAGCCCUGCCUUGAAACGGCAGCUGAAGCAGGUUCUCAAGUCCUUGUUGCGUCAACUGCCACUAACGGCGGAGGAGCUCGUCGACCUGUUGACCUUGAUGGAUCCUAUCGAGUGGGCCGGGCUUCCCGAGGAGGAUCCUGAGGUUAGUGGGCAGGAAUUUGCCCUUGCGCUGAAGGUCGUGGAUCUCUCCGGCCUGCCUGAGACGAAGCAAGAGGAUCUUCGAGCGUCUAUCUGGAGAAGAGCAAUGGUUCGUGAUGAUUGGUUGAUGCUGAAUGAGACUAGCGGUAAAGACGAUCAAUCAGUGGAAGAGGAGAUGCAGCAGUCAAGCUUAUUCCGUGCCGUGCAACACGUUUUCGUGAUGGAGCAGAUUGAGGGGACACCAGUUCACCUGCUGUCUCCAGGCGAUAUUCUCAGCCGAGAACCCUUCCCAGCAAGCUUGCAAGAUAAACUCGCGGAGAACGAGAUUGAAGGCAUUCGCAAAGAUGUCGAGAAGGAACAAGCAAGGCUCAAGAGCUUCGUCGAGAAGGGGAGACUGGAGGAUCACUACGGCGGGUUGAUCACUGCAGCGCAGAGAAACGUCAGGGAUAUGAUCGAUGCGCAGGGCGAGCAGGUGGCUCGCCAAGCUCUGGAGCAAGAGCAGCGCAAUGGUGUUUAG
Cladophialophora yegresii CBS 114405 is the source of this 4023-nucleotide messenger RNA. RefSeq lists its product as uncharacterized. The coding region runs from base 1 to 4023 and encodes 1340 amino acids. The transcript has a single exon. Gene Ontology annotation, cellular component: nuclear pore outer ring. Gene Ontology annotation, biological process: transcription-dependent tethering of RNA polymerase II gene DNA at nuclear periphery; poly(A)+ mRNA export from nucleus; protein import into nucleus. The record is from RefSeq and is a predicted model, not a curated record. Gene Ontology annotation, molecular function: protein binding; structural constituent of nuclear pore. Lineage: Eukaryota; Fungi; Ascomycota; Eurotiomycetes; Chaetothyriales; Herpotrichiellaceae.